Molecule: messenger RNA, 1063 nt
Organism: Diatraea saccharalis (sugarcane borer)
Lineage: Eukaryota; Metazoa; Arthropoda; Insecta; Lepidoptera; Crambidae
Source: the annotation of a GenBank genome assembly
AUGGCAAAAACAGUGAUCGCAAAUUCUAUAGAUUUCCACAAGCGUGUUGGAAACGGAACAACGAAUGAAGUGGAUAAUCGCUGUCAAGAGAAAAAAUUACCAAAUGAUAUCGAAAAUGACAUACAGCACAAACUAAUGGGUUCUAUUGGGAAAAUAAAAAUGGUACCUGGAUGUCCGCCUUCAAGAUUGGAUUGUCAGGGAAAGCUGAAAGAUGCUGGAAACACUUUACUCAAGCAAGAUGGUAAAGAAAAGCCUAAUUCUAGUAAUGAUACUGUAGAACCAAAGUUAGAUGAAACUAUAAAAUGUCAAAGUCUCGUAACAAUUAAAGAGGCGGGAAGUUUGUUAAGAACCCCUAAGGAUAGUAAUAAUGUCGGGCGGUUCAUUACUAUUGCACCCAUCGAUAACCAAACAAACAAGAAUAAUUUUGUGAGCAAUCCAGUUAAAACAGUACGCGACAACAAUCAUAUAGACAGUAUUCCAUGUCAUUAUUGCAAGAAUCCAAUUCCAGGGUUUGUGUACUCCUGCCUCGAGUGCGAAUAUCACAUGUGCCACUUAUGCAACAUUGAUAGUGUACAUGCACAUCACUAUGUUUUGAGAGGCCCCUUUGGCAGGAAUAGUGUAGAAGUGGCAAAAGUCAAAAAGAAGGUUAUGCAAAUUCUAAAGCCUGCGGACAUGGAAGUAGGAUCUGAUUUAAAUAAUACAACUCUUCCAAUAGAAGAUAACAUAAAAGAAGAAAAGGACCUAGAUUUUGAUAUGGAGAUAAAGACUGAAAUAAAGAUAGAGGAACAUGACCCUUUAGCUCAAUUAGGUAUGGAACAGAGAAGUAGCAUGUUUGUAGACUCCUUGAGUGAUACAAACGUCAGUAUUCUUCCGGAGUAGAUAUAUAAUGAGAUGUGACGUCACGUGCGAAGAAACCAAAGCGUUAACAACGGCAUGCUCUUACAUCAUAUCUGAAUAAAACCGCACCAUUCAGUAUAGAAGACUGGAAGCAUGGAAUUAUCUUCCAAUUUUGUUAUUUAAUUUUAGCCCUUUUUAUAAUUAGUUAUUAAAGUUUUUUUAAGUU